AUGUGUGAAAAAACUUCUUUUGAACUUAUUAAUGAAAGUUUCGUUGAUUGGUUUUGUGCUAAUGGAGGUAUAAUUUCACCAAAAAUUGCAUUCAAAGACUAUUCAAACGAAAAUGCAGGACGUGGAAUGAUGGCAGUCGAGGAAAUUGGGAGUGACGAAGUUCUUUUUGAGAUUCCCCGUUCAAUACUUUUAUCUCCAAAAACUUCUUUACUUAAAAAUGAAGUUUCUACAGAAGAAUAUAAAAAACUUUAUAAAAUUAAUCAUUGGUUCCCACUUAUAUUAUGUAUGAUGUACGAGUCACAAAAAGAAAAUUCCCUAUGGAAACCUUACUUUGACAUUUUACCAAAACAAUUUGAAACACCAAUGUUUUGGACAGAAGAAGAAUUGACUGAAUUACAGGGAACAGGUGUUAUAGAUAAGAUUGGAAAAGCAGAUUCGGAAAAGGGGUUUUAUGAACAUUUACUCCCAAUAAUUCAAUCAAAACCAAAUGUUUUCAAACCAGAUGUUCACAAUAUAAAUUUGUUUCAUCAAAUUGGGUCACUUAUUAUGUCCAAUGCUUUUAAUGAAGAGAAUG
Entrophospora sp. SA101 is the source of this 574-nucleotide messenger RNA. NCBI's taxonomy places the organism in Eukaryota, Fungi, Glomeromycota, Glomeromycetes, Entrophosporales, Entrophosporaceae. The record is from the annotation of a GenBank genome assembly.